This is a messenger RNA of Pleuronectes platessa (European plaice), 702 nucleotides long. RefSeq names its product ferritin, heavy subunit-like. Gene Ontology annotation, molecular function: ferrous iron binding; ferric iron binding. The coding region runs from base 38 to 571 and encodes 177 amino acids. Gene Ontology annotation, biological process: iron ion transport; intracellular iron ion homeostasis. Gene Ontology annotation, cellular component: cytoplasm. NCBI's taxonomy places the organism in Eukaryota, Metazoa, Chordata, Actinopteri, Pleuronectiformes, Pleuronectidae. The record is from RefSeq and is a predicted model, not a curated record. The transcript has a single exon.
CCUCCAACACAGGACAACAACAACCAACGUUCGAACCAUGUCUUCCCAAGUGAGACAGAACUUCCAUCAGGACUGCGAGGCUGCAAUCAACAGGCAGAUCAACCUGGAGCUGUACGCCUCCUACGUCUACCUGUCCAUGGGUUACUUCUUUGACCGGGAUGACCAAGCAUUGCACAACUUUGCUAAGUUCUUCCGUCAUCAGUCGCUGGAGGAGCGUGAGCAAGCUGAGAAGCUAAUGAAACAACAGAACCAGAGGGGGGGACGGAUCUUCCUCCAAGAUAUCAGGAAACCAGAGAGAGACGAGUGGGGCAGUGGGAUCGAGGCUCUUGAAUGUGCCCUGCAGCUGGAGAAGAGCGUGAACCAGUCACUGCUGGAACUGCACAAGCUCUGCGCUGAUCACAAUGACCCACAUAUGUGUGAUUUCAUCGAGACGCACUACCUGGACGAGCAGGUGAAGUCCAUCAAAGAGCUUGGAGACUGGGUGACCAACCUGCGUCGCAUGGGAGCUCCAAGCAAUGGCAUGGCCGAAUACUUGUUUGACAAACACACCAUGGGCAAAGAAAGCAGCUAGAUCCCUGCAUAGUUCCUUCACAGACGCCUCUUUAUAUGUAUAUUUGUAUCAUGCGUCUAAGUAUUUUAAACAAUAUUAAGGCGUCUGCAUGAUAGUGGCUUGUCAUUUGGAACCUGUUAUAUUCUUCUUUA